Molecule: messenger RNA, 4602 nt
Organism: Zasmidium cellare ATCC 36951
Lineage: Eukaryota; Fungi; Ascomycota; Dothideomycetes; Mycosphaerellales; Mycosphaerellaceae
Exons: 2
Coding region: 1-4602 (1533 amino acids)
Biological process (GO): siRNA processing
Cellular component (GO): RISC complex; cytoplasm; nucleus
Molecular function (GO): ribonuclease III activity; ATP binding; RNA binding
Source: RefSeq, a predicted model, not a curated record
AUGGGCGCACCAGAGCAGUCGCCGCUCAAGCGCGACGUGGACGACCACCACGAUGCGCCGGAUUCCGAAGACGAUUCACCAUCUGGCGGCCCACCCACCAACUUCAAUGAGAAGCGACGUGCUCAGAAGGCCAUCUUCGAGGCAUGGCUCACCAGUUCCGCCGGGCAGGAAGCCUUGAAGCCAAAGACCAAAGAUGGCCGCAUCAAAGAGGAAGCCGACGAAAUGCAGUCGAUCCACUCGCUUCUGGCACAACAGCAACUGGGGAGUCAAAUUGUCAAGAACCCACGCGAGUACCAGAUCGAGCUUUUCGAGAGGGCCAAGAAGGAAAACACCAUUGCCGUGCUCGACACCGGAUCUGGCAAGACCCUCAUCGCCGUGCUUCUCCUUCGUUGGAUCAUCGACAAUGAACUCGAGAGACGAGCAGCGGGCCAUGAUCCAAAGAUCUCAUUCUUUUUGGUAGCUUCGGUCACUCUUGUCUACCAGCAAUUCUCUGUCCUCGACUGCAACCUCGACCACAAGGUGACACGUCUUUGUGGAGCAGAUGGCGUUGACCGCUGGAAUCACGCAAAGUGGUUGGAGAUGUUCGCCGAGAACAAGGUCAUCGUUUGUACUGCGGAAAUCUUGUUCCAAUGCCUAUCCCACAGCUACAUCUCCAUGAAACAGAUCAAUCUGCUGAUUUUCGAUGAGGCACACCACACCAAGAAGAACCACAACUAUGCGAGGAUCAUCAAAGACUUCUACUUGCACGAGCCGAUGGCCGAUCGACCCAGAGUCUUCGGUAUGACUGCGAGCCCCAUCGACGCGAAGACGGACGUCAUCCAAGCGGCUUCAGAACUUGAGACUCUCCUGGAUUCCAAGAUCGCCACCACGAAAGACAUGAGUCUGACAGAAGCAAUAAAGCGACCAGAAGAGAGUGUGUUGAGGUACGGGGCAUUACCCCAUGCCGGCUUCGAAACGCCCCUGCUGCAGUCCUUGAAAGCCCGCUAUGGACACAUCACUUCAUUCCAGGACCCCUUCAUUCGUGCUACAGAGGUUGCACGACAUCUUGGUCGUUGGUGCGCUGACCGUUUCCUCUUGGAUACGUUCUCAACCGAGAGAUCUAGGAAGUUCGAGGUUGAGGUCGAGAAGAGGUUCUACGCUCGGCAAGGCCAACAAAAGGUUGCAGAGCUGGACGCUGCUGUCCAGGAGAUUCGUGACGCGAUCGAGUAUGUCCAACAGCAAAGCUCGGCCGUAAGUUCCAAGUUGAAGCCUCGCGACCUCAGCUCGAAGGUCUUGGAGCUUCAAAAGUAUCUGUGGAUGCAGUUCGAGAGGAAGUCGAAUCACCGCUGCAUUAUCUUUGUUGAUCGCCGGCACACCGCACGUCUCCUACACGCCCUGUUCCAGAGAACUCGGACACAGCACAUGCACUCCCAUUUCCUAGUCGGCUCUGCCAAGGGCAAUGUGGACGAGGACAACUUCACGUUCAGAUCGCAGGUCAUGACAUUGCUCAAGUUCAGGAAAGGCGAGUUGAACUGUCUCUUCGCCACAUCCGUCGCCGAGGAAGGCCUCGAUGUUCCGGAUUGCAAUCUCGUUGUCCGCUUUGACAUGUACAAGACCAUGAUCCAGUAUGUGCAGAGCAGAGGCAGAGCCAGAAACCAGAACUCCAAGUUCAUCCACAUGGUGGAGAACAGCAACUCAAUACAUGAACAGACCCUUGGCGAGGUUCGCUAUCAAGAAUCGAGCAUGAGGGCAUUCUGUGACUUACUGCCAAACGAUCGCAAGCUCGAAGGCAACGAAGACGGUCUCGAGCUGCUCAUGGAGAAAGAGAAGAACCUACAAACGUAUACUGAGCCUUCGACUUCCGCCAAGCUAACAUACGGCAACGCAUUGGGUAUACUCGCCAACUUUGUCUCGGCCAUUCCGACAGACACUGACGAGCCACAACAUCCAACAUAUGUGGUGUCUCCUCGAGGGUCAAAAUUCGUCGCUGAAGUCGUUCUACCUCCGAACUCUCCACUUCGGUCUUCACUCUCGAAGCUGCACACCAAGAAGAUGCUCGCAAAGCGGUCGGCGGCAUUCGAAGCGUGCAUUGAACUCCGGAGAAAGAAGUACCUCAACGAACACUUUAUGCCAAUAUAUCAGAAGAAGCUACCAGCGAUGCGCAAUGCUUUGCUGGCGGUGGAUUCGAAGAAGAAGAACGAAUAUACAAUGCUCAUCAAGCCGAGCAUUUGGCAAGAGCAGAGAGGAACGUUGCCAUCAGAACUCUUCGUCACCAUCGUCGACUUUCCACUGGGAUUGGAGACGCCACACCAAUCUCUGGCACUUCUGACGAGAACUCCGAUGCCGCAGUUCCCGUCCUUCCAAGUCCACCUUAAUGAUGGUCGUGCCUCCAGCGUGGUCUCAGCGGGACUUCACAAGUCACUACCCCUUGACGACAGAAUUUUGGCAAAGUUGACGCGCUUUACCUUGAAAGUGUUCGAGGACGUCUUCAGCAAGACGUAUGAGGAGGAUGCUUCAAAGCUGUCGUACUGGAUCGCACCUCUGAAAUGCUCCCUGCCGGCCGAUGGUGAAGUGGACGAGACAAUCGGCGACCUUGAUCCCCUCGCGGCCAUCGAUUGGCCACUGCUCGACGAAGUCUUCACGCACGGCAGCUACAGCUGGACACCUGAUAUGGAGGACAGCUUUCUGGCAGAUCGGUUCCUUGUCGACGUCUGGGACGGCAGUCGGAAAUUCUAUACGAAGCAAGUAGACACGACUCGCAAGGCGACAGACCCCAUCCCCGAAGGUGUGGCGAAGUCCAAGUUCACCGGCACGAUCUUGGACUACAGUGUCAGUCUGUGGAAGAAGGCGCGCAAGGAGCGUGAAGCAUUCUGGUCUCGCACGCAACCCGUUGUGGAGGCCGAGAAAGUCCUCCAACGUCGAAACGUGCUGGCUCCCGCAGAGCAGAAAGAGCUCAACCAGGCCACUAAAGCCUAUUUGUGCCCUCAGCCAUUGCGCAUAUCUGUCCUGCCGACCAAGGUUGCCACGUCGUGCUUCAUCUGGCCUGCUAUCAUCCAUCGAUUCGAGUCGUAUCUCAUCAGCAUUGAGGGGGCCACUUCGAUCGGUGUUCAGUGUGGACCAAACUUUGCUCUGGCAGCAUUCACCAAGGACUCCGACAACCAAGGUGACUACGACUCAGACGAGAAAGUCAACUUCCAGCGUGGAAUGGGAGAGAACUACGAGCGUCUGGAGUUCAUCGGCGACACCUUCCUCAAGACCGCCACCACAUUGUCGACCUUCAUCAUGAAUCCGAACGAGAACGAAUUCGAGUUUCAUGUGAGACGAAUGCAGAUGCUGUGCAAUAAGAACCUCUUCGAGACUGCCUUGGAGUUGAAGCUCUUCGAAUACAUUCGCAGCAUGUCUUUUAACCGUCGAUAUUGGUACCCUGAGGGUUUGAAGCUCCUGAUUGGUACCGGUGUUGUCAAGGGCCAGGAGAAGGAGAUGUACCAUGAGGCCAGAGAGCACGCACUCGGCGAGAAGACGAUUGCUGACGUCUGCGAAGCCCUCAUCGGAGCUGCAUUCCUCUCCAAUGACAAGCCUGGCGCCUGGGAGCCCAGCCACUGGGAGAAUGCUGUCAAGACAGUCACUACGCUUGUCAGCAGCGAUGACCACAAGAUGCUCACAUGGGAGGAUUACAAGAAGGCCUACGAAAAGCCAGCCUACCAAACGGCAGACGUCACGGCAGUGCAGAGAGACCUGACAGAGAAGGUCGAGCGCGAGCACCCUUAUCACUUCACAUACCCUCGAUUGCUCUACUCUGCUUUUGUGCAUCCUUCGAUGCCGUUCACCUACGAAAAGGUUCCCAACUACCAGCGCCUGGAGUUCUUGGGAGACGCCCUCCUCGACAUGGCAUCGAUCACCUACCUCUUCUACAAGUAUCCCGACAAGGACCCGCAAUGGCUGACCGAACACAAAAUGGCCAUGGUUUCCAACAAAUUCCUGGGAGCUCUCUGCGUCAACAUCGGCUUCCACAAGCACCUCCGUCACCACCACGCCAAACUCGAGCACCAAAUCCGCGACUACGCCACCGAACUCAUCGAAGCGAAGCGAGUCGCCGGCUCGAGCGUCGACUACUGGACGACCGUCUCCGACCCACCGAAAUGCCUACCCGAUAUCGUCGAAGCAUUCGUCGGCGCCAUGUUCAUCGACAGCGACUUCGACUACCGCGUCGUACAGAAUUUCUUCGACACGCACGUCAAGGACUACUUCCUCGACAUGGCCAUGUACGACACGUACGCCAACAACCAUCCCUGCACGCAUCUGCAUAACAUGCUCCAGACGACGUUCGGGUGUAUGGAUUACCGCCUCAUGGCGAAGGAGUUGCCGAGCGUGGAUGGGGUUACGGAGAGGAAGGAUGUCGUUGCGGUGGUGAUGGUGCACGAUCGGGUCAUCGCGCAUAGCAAGGGGAAGAGUGGGCGGUAUGCGCGGUUGAGAGCGGCGAAUGGUGCGCUGGAGGUGUUGGAUGGGUUGGCGCCUUUUGAGUUCCGGGCGAGGCUUGGGUGUGGUUGUCAUCAAGAGGAGGAGGAGGGCGAGGAGGGAAAGAAGGAGUUUGAGUGUGGAGUGGGAGUGGAUUGUGCUGUCUAG